CGCCGACAAAGCAAAAAGCUAACAAAUAAAGCGGCCGCCGAGUGAGUGAGAGUGAGACGGCGAGGUGGAGAGAUGGAAGGAGCACGAGGCGUGGAACGGAAGAACGGACAGACAGCGAUCGCGCGCGCGACACCGAGAUGGCGCGGGCCCCGCCCCCCGCCCCCCGGCAACAAGAUCCCCCCUCCCACCCCCGCACGCCCGCCCGCCACUCCACUCUCCACUCCACUCCACUCCACCAUCGAAUCGAAUCACGCGCGCCAUUGCCAUUGCCAUCGCCAUCGCCAUUGCGUUCUGCUCUGUUUCUGCGCCAUGCGCGACAUGGAGAUGAGGUGGGCGGCGCCGGCGCCGGCGGCGAGGGGGAGGGGGAGGGCGAGGCGGCGGGCGCCUGACCAGCCGUCGUUCUCGUCGACGCUGCUCGACGCCAUCUGCGACUCCAUGGACGAGGGCGGCGAGGACGGCCGGACAAGAAACGCGGCGAGUGCGGCGGCCAAGAAGAGGCAGGAGGCGGCGAACAGCUACCACUACUACUACUGCUACAAGCCGUCGCUGGCCGCCAGCUACAGGGCGGCGCCGGCGCUGGGUUCCACGGCGGAUUGCCCCGGGAGGGGCUACUUCUCGUCGUCCGAGGUGGAGUACUCGCUUCGCCGGCUCCGCCCCAUCCGCACCUCCGCCGCCGGUGGCGCGGGAGACGGCGCGGCGGUCGCGCGGAAGCAGCGGCAUGAGCAGCCGGAUGUGGAGAAGACGGCGAAGACGAAGCCGGGCUCCGCCUCGGCCCGCGCGUGCCGCAGGCCGGCGUCGCCCGGCGCGCGGCUCGCCAGCUUGCUCAACUCCAUCUUCUCCGGCAAGCGUCCAUCCGCGCAGCGCCCGGCGUGUUCGCCGGACUACCCGGAGCCCGCGUGCUCGACGGCGCCACCGUCGUCGUCGUCGUCGUACGCGCGCCGCCCCUGCCACGCCAAGACGCCGCGCACCCCCCCCACCACCACCACCACGGCGAGGGCGCGGCCGAGCCGGAGCAGGACCGUCCGGUUCCUGGACAUCGACGGCAAGGUCGCGGUGGCCGCGGCCGUCGCCGGCUGCCGCCGAAUUCCGGUCAUGGAGGUGGAGGCCGACACCGACGACGGAGGUGAGGAGAGCAGCGACGCGAGCUCGGACCUGUUCGAGCUCGACAGCCUCGCGGCCAUUGCUCCGGCGGGUGGUCGCGACGGCUCCUACGGGGACGAGCUGCCGGUGUACGGGACCACCGGAGUUGGGAUCCGCCGCGACAUUGGCCGCCGCCGUCCGUACGGCCAUGCUCCUUGUCGGAGCUGGAGUAGGGCUGUCUAGUAAUUUGGUAGAAGCUGAGGGGGCUCACUGUAAAAAUAGUCCGAUAGUAAUAGUACUAUGGUGUUCCUUUUCAUUCCCUUUUCCAAGGUUUUGAGGAGGUGUGUACAUGUAAUUGUAGCUAUAUAAUUGGUACUUUGUACUCUGUGUUAACACAAUCAAUUUGUAGGUCUUUUUA
Messenger RNA from Oryza sativa Japonica Group (Japanese rice), 1498 nucleotides. RefSeq names its product protein BIG GRAIN 1-like. NCBI's taxonomy places the organism in Eukaryota, Viridiplantae, Streptophyta, Magnoliopsida, Poales, Poaceae. The record is from RefSeq and is a predicted model, not a curated record. Gene Ontology annotation, biological process: auxin-activated signaling pathway.